CACACCUGCAACGAGGAGGCACGCCCCGCUGACCUUGGGACACCCCGCAUGCCCCUCGCUCCACAGCUGGCGGCACCACCGCCGCUGCCGGGAGCAUCGGCCCAAACCUCUUCCGGCAUACAGUCAGCAAGGGUACCCGCGGACAUCUCCCGGUGACUGCAAGCUGUUCCCACUACCGUCUCUUGCAAGGCGUCUUCUCAAGAGGUUACACACCCAAGUCGUCUUGUCUGCCACCGCCGCCCAUCUCUUCCUAUAACAAGGACGACGCGGCCAUCAUACGUCUGGCGGCUGUGUACCAGCUCCCAGCCGCGCACCGCGGCCGCUCAUUUUGCUGGGUCAGCAGUUUUUCAACCUCCAUUGCGAGUCCUCCGAUGUCAGCCCAUCCCUCACCUCUCACCGCCGCUGUGGCCGCGGCCGAGGUUUCCUGACGCGCCUACAACGACUGCACGUCACCCAGGGCAUCACAAGCCGUCGCCCUCUCCACUACAUCUGCUGAUUAAUCUUGGCCGCAGAAUUCGUUCACCCCCGGGUUCGUCUGCAUACUUACAACCCACUCAAGGUUCAAGGACACCCUCACCAGCAUCCCCUCGCACCAGCCGCAGUAUUACAGGCUCAAAAUCAUGAUGUUGCGUUUUCUGACCAUCUUGUUGUCCCUUGGCUCCCUGCUUGCAACAACACCCAUCCACCUGAAGCCUGGUGCCCUCACGGCACACAUAGGAGAGGUCUUCCUCAUAGAAGAUGUGCUCCUCGUAAAAUAUCCAUAUACUUCCUUGACCAACACCACGGACACAAUCAGGAUAGUCUCAGAAAAACUACUCGGCAUGGCAGACGCCAUCCGGGCUACCAAGACUAGGGAAUCAAAGGCUCCUUCUAGUACCAACUCUCUGACUCUUUUUCAACUACUGGAGGAUAGGAUUCUGUUCUUACGGGGAAAAGUUGAUGAGGUAAACAUGGAUUAUAGUUUUCACUCAGUUCACUCUCGGGUAAAGAGGGGGUUGCUCAACAUCGUUGGGUCCGCCUCAAAGUUCCUUUUCGGUACGGCUACCGACGAGGACGUUCGCGAUUUGCGGGACCACUACGCUCAUGUACUUUCCUUUGCUGCUAGAAGUCGCAGGGUGAUCAACGCCAAUUGUAGAAAACUUGCGCAAUUGCAUACUAACAUUGACGAACUGCUAGAGCAGACAAAUAAGAUGGUAGAGGUUAUCAACAUAGUUGUCAAACAGAUCGACCAGGUGAAUCAGUUUCUCCUCCUAGAUCAGGCCUUGCAUGUAUUGGAAAACGUCAUUAACUCCGUCGCAACGGCUAAUCAGCAGGUUAUUAGCAACAUGGUUGAUGCAGCGCACGGUAGAGUCACACCUGCCUUGUUCCCUCUACACGAUUUGAGAACGACUGUCCAGAUCGGGUAUCAAAAUUAUAGCCUGACGCCUUUAUUCACCCCGGACAUGAGUCAAUAUUUUUACCCCUUGAUUGAGUCCAGCCUCACCCAUGAUGCCAUAAUCAUUCAUGUUCCCUUUCAGACGGCGGACGUGUUUGAGGCACACGAAAUUGUCCCGUUCCCUUUUUCAGCUAAGGACAGUGUGUUAGCCCUGGACACGUCCCCGUCUCUUGUUCUAAUCGCGAAGGAUUUCGCUCUGUAUUCAACGAGUAGCUACUCACUCUUGCAGUAUUGCAAGGAGACGGUCUUCGGGCGAUUCUAUUGCUCUGCGUCUCUCUUUGCCUUCCUUCCAGUUCGGGGAGGGGUAUGCGAAAUCGCCCUCACCCGCGUGAACGCGUCUGACGCUCUUUCCCUGUGCCCUUACAAGCAGCUAACACCAACGCCUGUUUUCCAUAAGAACUUUCAGGGUCUGCAUUAUUUUAUUUCCUCAGUCCUUCUAUGUAUCGGUCAUCUGCCCGGAGGGUACCACUUAUCAACGGGUUACUGGUCACUAUGCCAUAGCGGAAGCAUGCUAUAUCCGCUCCACUAACAUAACAACGUACCCGUCCCGGAUUCGUCUGGUUUUCACGGCCAAUAUUUCCCAUCGAGUGUUUCCUCUACGGUCUCUCGAUGACAUUCAUUUCUCCAGCAUCUCUUAUGUGACUAAUUCCCUUAAUUCAUUGUCUUUCGCGAACAAAACAGAGUUUGCGGAAACCCUGGAGGAAACGCUGCCUGAUUAUUUGCAUCUCCCCUACCUGUACCCUGGAUUUUGUGUACCAAUGUUUCUGAUGUUCGUCAGUCUCGUCGUCAUGUGCUACCUUAUUAGGAGAAACUCUGUCCUGCACGAUUAUUUGGUUGUGCAGACGCGGCGACUGGAUGCCGGGAGGCCACUGGCAAGGUAG
Molecule: messenger RNA, 2316 nt
Organism: Eriocheir sinensis (Chinese mitten crab)
Lineage: Eukaryota; Metazoa; Arthropoda; Malacostraca; Decapoda; Varunidae
Exons: 3
Coding region: 621-1964 (447 amino acids)
Source: RefSeq, a predicted model, not a curated record